AUGGCUACCGUAACCGCUUCACUUCAUCUUCAACCUCUAUCAUCAUCACUCUCCUCUCCUCCUCCUCCUUCUCCAAGCUCAAGACCACUCUAUCUCAAGUUCCAAACCUCACACCGCGAAAACCUAAGAUACCUCUCUUCCCUCGGAGUAAUCCCACAGAAUCCAAAACUCGCUCCUCCGGUGGAAAACCUCCCCGCCGUCCUCUCCGCCGUGAACUUCCUAAAAUCCAAAGGAAUCUCCGACGAAGACUUCCCUCGCCUCGUCUACCUCUGCCCGCAGCUCUUCUCCCCGGCUUUCUCCAUCUCCGAAACAAACCCCGUCUUCGACUUUCUCGCCGGAGAACUCGGAGCCUCCGCCGCGGAAUCAAGAGGACUGAUCGUGAACUGCCCGGGCCUCCUCCUCUCCGACGUGGAGUAUUGCUUGAGGCCGACGCUGGUUUAUCUCAAGGAGUUAGGGGUGAAGAAUCUGAAGAGGGGGAGUAAGAUGAACGCGCACGUGCUGAACACGAGGGUGGAGAAGUUGAGAGCGAAAGUGAGGUUUUUAAAGAGUAUAGGGUUUGGACACGUGGAGGCUGCGAGGGUUUGUGUGAGGGUUCCGGCGAUAUUUGGGUAUAGUGUGGAGGAUAACUUGAGGCCCAAGUUUGAGUUUAUGGUUUAUGAUAUGGAGAGGGAGUUGGUGGAGUUGAAGGAGUUUCCGCAGUAUUUUGGGUUUAGCUUGGGGAAGAGGAUAAAGCCGAGGCAUUGGCAUUUGAAGAAGAUGGGUGUUAGGGUUUCCCUUAGUAGAAUGUUGAUGUGGGGUGAUCAAAAAUUCUAUUCCAAGUGGAAACCAUGACAACUACUCUUUAGGUUUUCCCUUGUUUUUAUUGUUUUCAAAUGUUGAUAUUCAAAUUUGUACUGUGGUUCAGUUUCCUAGUGUCACUCGAAUUUAUAUACAUUCCAGGUCAGAUUUGGUUAAGAGAA
Messenger RNA from Eruca vesicaria subsp. sativa (arugula), 959 nucleotides. The record is from the annotation of a GenBank genome assembly. Lineage: Eukaryota; Viridiplantae; Streptophyta; Magnoliopsida; Brassicales; Brassicaceae.